GCCGCCCCGAGCGCGUCUGGGCGGCGGCUCUGGACUCGGCCUCGCAGGGCCUGCGGGAGGCGCUCGAGCGGCAGGGCCUGACGGUGCCCAGCCGGCUGGCGACGCUCGACGACCUGGAGCCUGAGGAGCUGGCGAUCUACCUCGGGCUGGAGGUCCACGACGGAACGCCUCUCGUAGACCAGGAGGCGGGGCAGCUGCUGGGGGAGCUCGCCGCCCCUUUGCCUCUCGCGGCCGAGGCGGCGGGCUUUGGACGGCGGGCGCACGCCCUGCUCCCCGCGGGGUCACUGGCGGGGGAGCUGGCCAAAUGCCAGAGGCUAGCUCGCGAGCGGGACCUGGAGGCGCUGAUCCGCCGGGCUGCCGUGCCGCUGCCCGCGCCGCCUGCGGAGGCGCGCUGGCCGACGCGCCAGGCGCGGGCCCGUGCUGACGUGGCCCCUGCUAGCACCCUGGCCCAGCUGGAGGAGGCCAAGAGGGCGCGGUUCCAGGGGCGCCUGGUGGACGAGGUCUACCACCUACAGUUCCCGGUGGUCAUGGAGCUCGAGGGCGUGACGGACCCCCGGAAGCACCUGGGCUACUUGGCGGCGGGCCGCCGGGCGGCGACGCUGCAGGCGGUUCUUGGCGAUUGGCGCCGGAUGCGGCAGUGGAUGGAGACAGCUACGAGCGGCCCGCGGCCACGGGGCGCUUCUGACGUGGUCAGCUACCUGGAGCCCCGGGCGGCGGAGCCGUGCGGGAAGACGGUCCUGGCUUCGGCGCUGGCGUCCUUGAGGUUCUUCGAGGAGAUCGGCCGCGCCCCCACGGAGCGCAGGCUGGGCUGCCAUCCGGUGGCCCUUGGCGCGGAGAAGCAGCUUGCGGGGGCGCUCGAGGGGGCCGGCGUCUCGACCGCGGCGUCGAAGGCCCCCCCGAUCUUGGUCCAGGUGGUGAGGGCCUGGGAGCGCCAUGUCAUGAAUGGCGCGCAGCCGCGCUACACGCGGUACUACGCCGGGGUGAGGCGCAUCAAGUACUGGGCCUCGCUGCGGUUCAGCGACGCGAGGUGGGUCGACGAGGUCUACCUUGAGGCAAGGGGCCUGCGCUCGGGCCUGGCGAGGACCAAGACCUCGGGCCCGGGGCGCAAGAUCACCGGGCUGUACGCGUACGUCGCGGCGGGCGCCUACUACAUGGAGAGCGGCUGGCUCGCCGCCUGGUGGGAGAUCAAGCAGAGCUGGCCGGACGCGAAGUUCUUCAUCCCGCUGCCGUCCGCGGACUUGAACGGCGUGGUGGACAGGCCCGCUGGAUGGAACGAGGCUUCGUGCAGUUCCCAGGCCCUCUCUCGGAUGUUGCACGCUGAGGGCGGCGAGUGGCUCAUCCUGGACGACGAGAGGCUCCUCGGCGACGUGGCAGGUCGCUUCUGGUCUGAGCACAGCGAGCGGUGCUGCAUGGCCAGCGCUGCGGCAGCCCUCGGCAGGGGCCGCGCGACGAUCGACCGUCUGGGCAGGUGGUCGGCGUCCAUGUCGGAGGCCUACGUGAGGACGCAGAGGAUCAUCGUGGAGAGGCUGCAGUGGGAGCUGGCGAUGCUGGUCAGGAAGGGCGGCGGCGGCCCGGACUUCCUCGACGAGGCCACCGCCCUGGACGCCCUCGGGAAGUUCAUGGCGGAGCGCGGGUGCGAUCCGCAGGAGGUCGCGCGGAUCAGGGGCCGCCUCGUGUACUUCGGCGACUACCCUGGGCCGCCAGCCGUGCUGCAGGAGGCCAAGCAGCGCCGGGGCGAGCUGGAGGACGUGCUGAUCGAGAUGGCGACGUCCAGCGAGGAGGACACGCCGCCUCAGGACUACGUGAUCUCAAUCUCGCCGAAGGGCGCCAGGAGGCUCCACCAUAGGGGCCGCUGCUACCGCGUCCCGGGGGUGGACUACCGCCAGCGGCGCGACCUCGGCAUCUUCGCGCCCGCGCCGUCGGAGUACAACAUGAUCUGUUACGCGCGCUGGCCGGGAGGCGCCGUGGACCAGGGGGCGCAGGACAGCUCGCCGGAGAGCAGCGACGCCGAGGCGGGGGCCGAGUUCGACGUGGCGGUUCCCGCCCUGAGGCCGGACAGGCUCGCUGGCGGGGCCGCGGAGGCCGAUGGAGUCGACGAGGAGUAG
This is a messenger RNA of Prorocentrum cordatum, 2105 nucleotides long. The record is from the annotation of a GenBank genome assembly. Lineage: Eukaryota; Dinophyceae; Prorocentrales; Prorocentraceae.